AUGGCUUCUUUCAAGAAUCUGAUAUUCAUCGCCUUGGCCGUGUACGCCGUGUCCGCCGAAGACAACAAACCCGCAGAUGAUGGAGCAAGAGUAAAGAAACACGCCUACGUUGCCGCUGCCCCAGCUCCGGUCUUGGCUUACUCUGCAGCAGCCCCAGCAUACCCGUACUCAGCAUACUCUGCUUACCCAGCCACCUACGCUUACAAAUACUCCACCCCAGCUGCCUACGCAGCACCAGCUGCUUAUGCCGCUCCAGCUGCCUACGCCGCUCCAGCUGCCUACGCCGCUCCAGCUGCCUACGCUGCUCCUGCUGCCUAUGCUGCACCGGCUGCCUACGCCGCCACCCCAUACGCCGCUUACUCGAGCUACGCAGCUUACCCGAGCUACGCCGCCUACCCGAGCUACGCAGCUUAUGACGAUGGAAAAUACUACCCAGGCAAAUACGAGAAGUCUUACUUCCCAGCAGCCUACAAAGCCGCAUACCCGGUCGCCUAUCACUACUGA
Macrosiphum euphorbiae (potato aphid) is the source of this 504-nucleotide messenger RNA. The record is from the annotation of a GenBank genome assembly. Lineage: Eukaryota; Metazoa; Arthropoda; Insecta; Hemiptera; Aphididae.